This is a messenger RNA of Laetiporus sulphureus 93-53, 915 nucleotides long. Its product is annotated as glycoside hydrolase family 13 protein. The transcript has 4 exons. Gene Ontology annotation, molecular function: alpha-1,3-glucan synthase activity. The record is from RefSeq and is a predicted model, not a curated record. Bases 1 to 915 code for a protein of 304 amino acids. Lineage: Eukaryota; Fungi; Basidiomycota; Agaricomycetes; Polyporales; Laetiporaceae. Gene Ontology annotation, cellular component: fungal-type cell wall. Gene Ontology annotation, biological process: fungal-type cell wall (1->3)-alpha-glucan biosynthetic process.
AUGGAACGAUCUCCGACUGGCAAAACGGGAUUCAUGAUAAUGUUAGACUUCACCAUUGGAACCACAUCGAAUGUCAUCGGUUUCAAACGCUACGAGAACGUGUCUGCGCCGUUUAACAUCAAGCAAUACGAGGCGUUCGAUAACACUUACAAUGGUUCCCGUGUCAUGCCCAUGUGCUGGGGAGAGGAAGGAACAAUCGUCGACGUCGACUGGGAUGGAGGCUGUUCUGCAUCAGAAUUUGACCAGUAUGGAGACAUGGAGGCAUUCGGUGUUCACCCCGGGAUCAAAGCGCCAAAGGAAGAGGGCCUGAGGCUCCAGCAGUGGAAUCCACCCCUGAUUAACCUAGCCGACGGCGACCAGACUAGUGGAGGAGAGGAGGUUGCGGCACCGACAAUACCACCUAAGCGUAGACGGCGCAGAUCAAGGCACUCAUCACGUGCGUCGACGGUGGUUGAUGACCGCAAAGAGUGGGAGCCGGCUUCGACUGCACCCACGACUCUCAAUGCACCGUCCACGCUUUUGCCACAGCCACCGCCGUUUUACAAUUCACCUGAACCACCUCGUCUUCCAUCUUCUCCUUGGGUGACUAAUGGAGAUGCUGGACGCGUGUCACCACUCGUGAAAGCCAAUGGAAAUGCAGCUUAUACUUAUGAGAAACCCAUCCUUCAUCGAGGAGUAGUUGUUGAGGAUGAGGACGAUGUUCCUCAACACCCCUCACCUUGGCGUCCUCUUCCACACCCACCCACGCCUGAUCGCGGCUUCACGCAGCUUCCCAAUGUGCGACUACCUCUUGCUGUGGACACUGCGACCAGCAGCAGUCCCACUGAGUCUACGACGUCUGCAACCACUGUCCCAGUGUACCUCUAUUAUCCUCUCGAGACACGUUUCCUGCUAGCUCGUUCGCCAUGCCUUUGA